AUGGCGGCUCUUCUCUACAGAAGCAUAGCGAUGCCCGGUAACCCGAUGGCAGAUGGUUCACAGCGGGCAGUGAAGCUGUCGAUACUAUGUCUAGUCAUGGCUGUCAUCGCGGGAAUCCUCGUUGCCAUCCGUUUCGUCGGGAGAUACCUGAAGCGCUCCAUCGGCGCAGACGACUGGACAAUACUGGCUGCAUUUGUCCUCGCGCUUCUCUACACUGCCCUACAGAUAACCUGUAAGUGGUAG
Messenger RNA from Trichophyton rubrum CBS 118892, 243 nucleotides. RefSeq lists its product as uncharacterized. The transcript is spliced from 2 exons. The record is from RefSeq and is a predicted model, not a curated record. The coding region runs from base 1 to 243 and encodes 80 amino acids. NCBI's taxonomy places the organism in Eukaryota, Fungi, Ascomycota, Eurotiomycetes, Onygenales, Arthrodermataceae.